AUGGCUGAAAAGCCCAACAUGCUCACCUCCGCGUGGCGCGACUUCUGGCACACCAUGACCUCUAACGACCGCCACGCUUCCCACGAUUCUCCCUACCGCACCGGCCAGCAUGUCCCGCUUCCGCAGAGCCGCCAUACGCCGCUCACCUCCGUCGCAACCAGCGCAAUGGAGUCUCGCACCGACUUCAACUCCCCCUACGCCCAGGACGAGCCCUCCGCCAACGGCUUCGUCAACUCGCCCCGCGCUCCCAUGUCCCCUUCCUCGCCGUACUCGCCCGGCAUGCGUUCCAGCAUGGCUCGCCCGCCCGACGAGAACCCCUCGAUAGACGGUGUCAACUCGGGCGAGAUCCAGAUGCAGAGCUUCAGCGACGGCCUUCCGCCGCCCCCGCCGGUCGGCCACUCGUGGAAGCGUAUUGAUCGGUGGCUUGAGGAUCGAUUCGUGGAGCUUUGGGACAAUAUGUGCGAGGGUGCCACUCACAACGACGUCAACGAGCUGGAGCACGUCCUGGACGUUACCCUUCCCGUCGAGGUGCGCGAGUCACUGCAAAUCCACGACGGCCAGGAGCGUGGUGGUCUGCCGACGGGCUUGUUCUUCGGCUGCAUGAUUCUGGACUGCGAGGAGAUAGUCAUGGAAUACGGCAACUGGCGCAAGGUCAACGAAGACGUCCUCGCUGUCCAGCCCGCGUACCAGCCUCCGCAGGUGCCGAUCAAGGCUGUCGCCGGCCCUUCAUCCUCGCCGGCCCCGGCUGAUAAGUCCAAGGGCACGAAUCCCAUGUGGAGGCAAGAUCUGCUUUCGCGUCAGGACUCGCAGCCGCCGAACGCGAUCCAAAAGGCCUAUUCUCACCCUGCCUGGAUCCCUCUUGCCCGCGACUGGGGUGGAAACUGUCUGGCUGUCGAUCUUGCGCCUGGCCCCGCCGGAAAGUGGGGACAGGUCAUCAUCUUCGGUCGAGACUACGACACCAAGUACGUCGUCGCUCGUUCCUGGGCCGCCUUCCUCGCCCAGUUCGCGGAUGACCUGGUCUCCGAUAAGACAUCCAUCGACGAGGAAACCAUGGAGAUGAAGCUCAAGAUUUUCGAGAAGCAAAACGUUGACCCUCCGUACCUUGAAAUCCUCCGCUGGCGUUGCGACCAGAAGUAUGGCCGCAAGCCUAAGAGAAGGCCUCAGAGCACGCUCUCCAUCAACCCCAACGCCCCACCCGCCUCCAACGGAACCAGCCCGUAUGGUAGCCCUGCCUCUACUGGCGAAGACAGGGGCCGCUCCCCUCACAGGCUCAGCAGGAACGGUACUAGCCCGCGUGUGCCUAUCUCCAGUCCUUUAGCCCGCGUGGCUGAGGAGGCUCCCCAGCCGGUCAAGGUACAAACGGAGGAGGAGAAGCUCAUCGAGAUGAACACUCCUCGACCCAGUUCCGACCUCAACUCCAACAACGCGACUCAGAAGAACAGCAUGGAGAGCGACAAGGACAGCGGCAGCGAAAAGGGCAAGGGCAAGAGCGUGGUUUCGUCGGAAGAGAUGAAGACUGUCGAGAUAUAA
Messenger RNA from Lasiodiplodia theobromae, 1530 nucleotides. RefSeq names its product Glucan synthesis regulatory protein. The coding region runs from base 1 to 1530 and encodes 509 amino acids. Gene Ontology annotation, cellular component: mating projection tip. The record is from RefSeq and is a predicted model, not a curated record. The transcript has 2 exons. Lineage: Eukaryota; Fungi; Ascomycota; Dothideomycetes; Botryosphaeriales; Botryosphaeriaceae. Gene Ontology annotation, biological process: cell wall biogenesis; regulation of fungal-type cell wall biogenesis.